AUGAGAUCCGAAGGCUUCCCAUCCAUCGUCUCGGACCGGGUUUAUUUUCGGCGUCAUGUUGCUCGUGACAAUCGACAAAAUGGACUCGAAGCACUUCGACGAUGCCUGAAACUCUCGGUAGCAGAUGAUACGUCUGCUAUAGCACCUGUUGAAACUCAUUUGGACUGGGUCAAGUCCUGGACGGAGCCUGUAUUCGUAUCAGUUGAUACCGAGGGCCAUCCCAUGCGCGAGAUUGGUAUUUCCAUCCUGGACACCCGUAAUCUCGAUGCCGCUGCACCAUUUGCCCAGCUCUCGACACUCAUAUCCUCACAUAAUUUCAGGACAUGGAAAUGCAAAAAUGCGGAAGAUGAAAAGCCAUUCAGGUUUGGAAGAUCAGUCAAACUCCAAUCCCGCUGGAAAGGCUGGCUGAUGAAAAAAGUCUUGGAGACCGGAAGCCCAGAUAUGUCAGUCACGGAACCACGGAACGUUAUCCUUGUUGGACAUGCCAUAGUCGACGACUUACACAAUUUUGCCACAGCCCGUAAAGGUAAAUUCCGAAUCACGGACCAUCCAACCAUACCGAUUUUCGAUACUCAGCAUCUUGCCCACGGAGACGGCGAUCCGAGAUCUCUCUUAGACAUUCUGAUAGAGACCAAAGUCCCAUUCGCCAAUCUUCACAAUGGUGGCAAUGACGCUCAUUAUACUCUCAAACUUUUACUCUUGAUCGCGGUGAAUAGCUGUCAAGGUUUGGAAUUGACGUCCGCUCAAGAAGCAAGGAGGGACCUUCUCAAGGCACUCGGUGGAAUGGAGCUGCCAUUUCGUCCGGCUGGAUUGAAGCGAAGAGAUUUGGCUCUCGAGACAGCAAGCUCUCCGUAUAGAUUUUGCAAAGGUGAAGGUGAUUGGUUCGAGAAUUGUGUGGAUGAGGCAGGAUGGGGUGACUGUCUUGAUAUCUACAACUCCCCUGGAGAAAAAAGUUGA
Messenger RNA from Cadophora gregata, 957 nucleotides. RefSeq lists its product as uncharacterized. The transcript has a single exon. Lineage: Eukaryota; Fungi; Ascomycota; Leotiomycetes; Helotiales; Ploettnerulaceae. Gene Ontology annotation, cellular component: nucleus. The coding region runs from base 1 to 957 and encodes 318 amino acids. The record is from RefSeq and is a predicted model, not a curated record.